CCCGCCCCGCUGCUCCCGGAGGUUCGAGCGGCUUCGUCUCCCCGGGGAGCAGAGAGGGCCAGUCCUGCCGCCCUUGCGAGCAGCAUGGACCAAAGCGUCGUGGAUCACCCGGUGACCCUCAUCAUCAAGGCCCCCAACCAGAAAUACACCGACCAGACCAUUAACUGCUUUCUGGACUGGACUGUGGGCAAGCUAAAAUCUCACCUCUCUAAAGUCUACCCCAGUAAACCGUCUACAAAGGAUCAGAGACUGGUGUAUUCUGGCAGACUGCUUCCUGAUCAUCUGCAGCUGAAAGAUGUUCUCAGAAAACAAGAUGAAUAUCAUAUGGUUCAUCUGGUAUGUACUUCCCGGACACCCCCAAGUUCUCCAAAACCCAGCACCAGUAGAGAAGGUCACGGAGCUUCAACCUCCAGCAGUAGCUCAAAUUUGGACCGUUCUGGAUCAACUGCUGCCUCACCUACAAACCAAGAAGCUUCAUCUACAUCUUUGAACACUAGUGCAGAUGGAGUGAGGCAUCGUAAUCUUCCGCAAGCACAAAGCAAUCCUGUACCAAGCCACCAGUUCCCUUAUUUAAUGCAAGGCAAUAUAGACAACCAGUUUCCAGGCCAAGGUGUUCCUGCUGGAUUUUCUAUGUAUCCUGCAUUCAGUCCCCUACAGAUGAUCUGGUGGCAACAUAUGUAUGCACGUCAGUACUACAUGCAAUACCAAGCUGCUGUUUCAGCCCAAGUGACUUCCAGCACUGAGCCAGUGAGAUCUGUGGUUGCCCAGGCUGUAAAUUCAGAACGUGCUCCUGCAAAUGAGCCUGCAGCAGCGCCAAAUGUAGCCGUCCAGGAGAACAGGCCUGUAAACCCGAAUGUUCAAAUGAAUGCACAGGGUGGCCCGAUAGUGAAUGAGGAGGACUUCAACCGGGACUGGCUGGACUGGAUGUACACAUUCUCUAGAGCAGCAAUUCUUCUGAGCAUUGUAUACUUCUAUUCUUCCUUCAGUCGAUUUGUCAUGGUAAUGGGAGCCAUGCUGCUGGUUUAUUUACACCAAGCUGGAUGGUUCCCCUUUAGGCAAGAGGGAGGCCAACAACAGGCAGCCAAUAACGUGGAAGUGAACCGUGAUGGGCAACAUGCAAAUAAUCCUGAUCUUGAAGAGAUGGAACGACUUAUGGAUGAUGGGAUUGACGAAGACAGCGGAGAAGAUGCAGGUGAAGAUGCCAAUACAGAGCAGCAGCCUGGAUUCAUGGCUUCUGCUUGGUCCUUUAUCACAACCUUCUUCACGUCACUCAUCCCUGAAGGGCCUCCACAGGUUGGCAAUUAAAGUGGAAAAGGAACUGUCAGGCAGCCUCAGUAGCCAUAUGUAGAAGUGGAGCAGAUUCUAGAGAGUGUUUUAAAUACAGUGCAAUUUCUGAAAAUUUAUAAUGUUAUCUUUUUGAUCAUGGUGUACAAAAAUGUGUAAUUUUUUUCUUUUGGCUUUUUCAUGCAUUGAAUAUUUUAAGCACAAGUGGACUACUAAAUGCUUUCUUUAAGAUUCUUCUUUUUCUGAAGAAUAAACUGUAAAGAUAUUGGUCUUCCAUGUUUUAUUUUAAUUUCAAAUGUGUAUUAUACUGAGGCAAAAAGCUUGCACUUAAUCUGCACCAUUACCUCUUUAAAGAGCUGUUAAAAUAUGAAUGUUGAUGGACCUUUCCAAAUGCUAUCUAUUCAUCUGAAUAACUUUAAUGUAUCUUGUGUUAAUUUUAUGCAGGGUAUGAAUUAUCACCUGGGAUUUGGAGUUUAUAUCAGUCCUGAAAGAAUACUGUAAACAAGGAUUACUUGUUAAUGGCAUGUUAUCUUCAUGCCACAAAAUACUAAGCCUCUUCUCAUACCUUUAGAAAGCUAAAAGCUUUUUCUUGAGGCUAUACUGGAGUUCAUUGAAGUUGGAGAUGUUUGACAGCUCUUCAAAGACA
Messenger RNA from Phaethon lepturus (White-tailed tropicbird), 1930 nucleotides. It is a transcript of the gene HERPUD2, whose product is annotated as HERPUD family member 2. The transcript has 8 exons. Gene Ontology annotation, molecular function: protein binding. Bases 85 to 1305 code for a protein of 406 amino acids. NCBI's taxonomy places the organism in Eukaryota, Metazoa, Chordata, Aves, Phaethontiformes, Phaethontidae. Gene Ontology annotation, biological process: endoplasmic reticulum unfolded protein response. The record is from RefSeq and is a predicted model, not a curated record.